AUGCAGAACACAAUGCCGUGGCCCGUUACAAUCACCGACGUACAAUCCAAAGUGGAUGUGUUUAUAUCGGGGGAAGACGGCCCAAUGGAGCUUCCGCCCGGUUCUAGAAGCGAGGUGAAGAUUACGGUUGGAGGGGUGGAGCUGGGAAUGGAAGACGACACGUGGUCGUACCUGCGUGACGCUAUAGGGAGUGAUAUUACAGUGAAGCCAGGGGGAACAGAGGAGGUGCUGGUGAUAGAGGCGGUUCACGGAGAUGUGGGGAGGCUGUCGCUAAGUAUUUUUCUUAAAGUCGAGGCGCACGCGGAUUGCGACUGCGAGUACCUGCUUCUGCCGAUUGACCUGACGACGUCGCCAGGUGGCGUCGUCUCAAUGGCGGAUGAGAUCGACUUCGGCACGCUGACGUCAGCGCGAGACACGGUGAUCCGCCACGUGGAACUGGGGAACGUCGGCAGCACGAUGGCGGCGGUAGAAGACGUCCGGCUCGCGGUCAGAGACGAACAUUUGCAAGCUGCCCGUUUCCGCAAAGGACAGCAGCUGCCGCCCGGGAAGGUUGUGCAAGUUGCAGAGCUGAAAUACGCAGGCUAUAGCUUGUCGGCCGGUUUAAACGGGAAAGCAGGAGGGGGAGGGGGAGGAGGGGGAGAGGUAGGACCGGAAAUUGAGGGUUUUACACGUAGGGGACGUGUAGUGGUGCAGACGGCGCAGUCAAGUCCGUCGCUUGUAGAGGUGCCGUUUAAAGCGCGGAUAGUCCUUGGUAGCGUGACAGUGGAGCCUGUCGAAAACACCGUCUUUUUUUUCGCAGCAGCACCGGGGAAAGAGAAGAAGCAGGAGGGAGAAUUGUCUGGGCAGCCCGGGGGAGAAAACAUUGGGUUUGUUCGAUCUGCGGUGACCAAGGAGCUGGUCCUGCGAAAUAAGUUUUCCUGCCCGGUGCUCGUAUACGACGCGUUCUUUUCGCACGACUGCAUUCAGGCCAAGGAUUUCCCGUCCUCUCUGCUCCCCCCUGGCGGCUCCAGCAAACCGUUUCUUUUGCAGCUGAAUCCGGAGAAAUUGCCGCUGUCACUCACUAUAGUGAACUUCACUAUAGCGACGAAUGUGAGUGAUAUGGUUGUGCCUUUGCACGUGCUGCCUGGGCUAUUGGAUUUGGACGUUCCGUUGACAGCAGGAGCAGCAGCAGGAGGAGGAGCAGCAGUUGCAGCAGCAUCCGCAGAUAGCAGCAUGAGUGCUUCCCGCUCUCCCCCCUCCACCCGCUCUAGUAUCCAGGAAGGGGCGAUAAUGGGGGGUGUUGGCACAAGGGUAUUGGGUGAGGAGGAAGAGGAAGAGGAAGAGAAGGAGGAAGAGGAGGCGGGGUUUCGCGUUGGGGGAGACGCAGGCACGCAUUCUGAUGGUCGGUACGAGGGUGAGGAGGAACAACAGCAGCAGCAGGAGCAGCAGCUGCAGGGAAACAGUCGCGGGGUUUUGGACUUCGGCUUGAUUCUCCCCGGUUCAAGACGAAACAUAUCGUUUCGCCUGGCCAAUCCGGGCCCGUUUCCGGUCGCCAUCAUGUCCGCGUCGUGCUCCUCCCGCCACGUCACUGUCCACGUCAGCGACGUUAUCCACAUGGAGGAGAGGGAGGCAGAGCGCGCCCCUGUGCCUGUGGCCAUGUCAUCUGCUCUCCCAUCCUCUCAGCACCAAGUAUUUCACCUCCCGAUUAGGUUACACCUGCAGACGCUUGCUAGGUCAUCUGUGGAAGGGGGGACAGGGACUGGUGGCUUAGGGGCAGCAGCAGGAGCAGGAGGGGCAGGAGGGGGAGGAGGUGCGAAGAAAGGAACGAGGAGCAGCGGCAGCAACAGCAGCGAGAGUCGUAGUGGUAACACUGGCAGUGGCACCGUCAGCAGUGGGAGUACGGUUACAGCUGCUACUGCAAAGCCGUCGUUGGUCCUCAAAAGCCCACGUGCAGGCCAAGAGGUGGUUUUAGAGUGCGAGAAUUGCGGAUUGUUCAGCAUUCCAGAGUUCCAUACGGCAGAAGUGACUGUAGAGUUCGCUCCUGUAACGGAAGGAGCAGGUUUGGAGCUGCUGGUGCUUGAAACGAAGCACCAACUACUGAAGCUUGACCUCAAAUUCGCGUCUUUCCGAGGCGAGAUUGCGGUUUCCCCGAAGCUUCCGCUCGUGUUCCCGUCUCUCUUUCCAGGAAAGGCCCAUCGGAUAAAGCUCUCUGCGAACAGCACCUUCCCGCAUCCCCUUGCCGUGACCGGAAUUAGGGUUUCCGAUUCUAGGGUUUCCGCUGAUCUUAAGGCUUCUGUGCUGGGGCCAUCUAAUGGAACGGAGUUGGGCGAUCUUGUGUUUUCCAUGCCGUUGCGGGAAACCUUCGUGACUGCAAGCGGAUGUGCUUCUAACGGGAGCGAGAGCUGGGGGCGAAUGCUAGAGAGACUGCAGGACGGCGGGAGGGGAAGUGCAGGCGGUGAUAAUAGCGAGGAGAGGGACCCGUGGGGUGAAGAUGUGACCAUAGAGGAACGGGAAACGGCACAGGGGAGGCUGGACGAGUGGACGCGCGUGGUUCGUGCAGGCGAGAAUGUGAUUGUAUCCUCGUUAGUUCUUGAAACGGAAGUGAUGGAAUCGGAGGCUGUGGAGGUGAAAGGGGUACUGGCGAAGCCUCGAGUGGUGUCAGAAGCUUCUUCAGGUUUGCAGUACGGUCGGGUACAGGUGGGAACAGCAGCAGGGGAGAUGGUUUUGGUGCAGAAUCCGAGUGAUUACCCUGUGCGCGUGCGCCUGGUGAUGGAUGAAGGGUUGGGAUUUCGGGAGAGAGAGGAGGGUGGGGCGGGUUUUACCUUGGCGGCAGAUGCAGUGACGGAUUUGAUUCUGCCGCCCAGGUGGGAGGGGCGGCUGGGGCCGGUGGUUUUCCGGCCGGAUGCUGCUGGGUGUGUGUAUAACGGAUCAGUCUAUGUGCGGAAUAAUCUGACGUUGUUGGAAGAGGUGAGGAUGGUAGGGGAAGGGGGGUCGGGGGUGCUGCAUGUGAUUGGGAGCAGAGGGCCGGAAAUGCUGCUGAUGGUGAAUGUGACUGAAGAGCAUGUGCUUGUAAAGGAGCGGCGGGGGCGGAGGCUGGUGGGGGCGGCAGGGGGGGCGUAUCCGAGGUUUUAUGUGACUGAAGUGGAGACCAGCGUAGGGAGGGUGAAAUGGCCGGUAGUGGCCGAGCGGAAGUUCAAGCUGGUUAACCGGGGCGAUUUGCCCUUGAAAGUCUUGAGUAUGAGCCUGCACGCGAGCAAGAGCAAGGUCGUGUGUUCCCUCCGUGGAUUCUCCAUCCAUCCAUGCGAGCCCUUCACUCUCGCCCCUGGCCAAUCCACGCCUCUGCUCCUCUCUUUUACACCGGAUCUCACCUCGACUAUAGUUCGUGCCGUCCUCCAUAUAGAGUCAUCCGCUGGUGCGCACGAGCUGCCAAUCCGAGGGUACAUUCCGAGGAACCUUGCAGUGAUUGCUAUAGACGCGGAGCCGAGGCAUCCUAUGGAUUCAGUCAUGAAAGCUGUGGUGGCUUCGAUGCUAGUAGCCAUGUUUGGGCUGCUGGUGCGGGCGGCUGUGUCUCAGCUUACGCUGUUCCCCUCCCCGUGGUUCCCCGGGUUCUCUGCUGCUGCGGCGGCAGCGCUGACUAGGAGACUGCAGAAGAAGCAGAAUGCGCUGCUGCUGGCGAAUCAGCUUCAUGGCUCCGCUGCUGGCGGAGGAGGGGGAGGGGCGUCGGGCGGAGGGGGAGGCGCAGGGGGAGCGGGAGGUGUGGGGUUGGUUGGGGGAGUGGGGGUUGGCGGGGUGGGAGGCGGGAGUUUUCCAGCAGAUGCGGAGACGCGAGCGCGAGUGGUCAGGGUUCGAGUCUCGGUGGCGCCGAUUUCUGCAGGGAGAGGGCAGGGAGGAGAAGCGGGUGGAGGGGUGAGUGGCGUUGUGGGGAUGCCUGUUGGGAAGGGGCAUGACGGCCCUAUGGGGGAUUCUGGGCCGUCCUGGGUGGUAACCCGAGUGGAGAAGGUUACAGAUGGGGCGGAUGGGGAGGAUGAUGGCGUUACUGAUGCUGAGAUUGGGCUUGGACUAGAAACGGUGCUGGCAGUGCGGAAGCAGCAUAUGGAGCAACAGCAGCAGCAGGAGCAGAAGCAGCAGCAAAAGCAGCAUGUGGGUUUACCAAGUCAGCAGGCGUCAAGGCUGGUGCUGAAUGCUCCCCAGGCAGUGGAGCAAGGGAAGAAACAUACAGGCCAGAAGCCCGAGUCUGCAGCAGGUCAGAUGGCAUCCCAGCAACAGCAGGAGCAGCAGCAGCAGCAGGUGGGUGUUGAUCGUGGGGCAGGGAAGAGUGCGAUGCUGGUUGCAGGAGAGGCAACUGUGACAGCGGUGGCAGGUGCAGCUGGUAAAGCAGCACGGAAGAGCGCAGACUUAGGAACAGCAGGGGCGACUUUUGAGGCGCCUCAAAAGUCGGUGGCAGUGGCAGCUGGUCAGGCAGCACGGAAGAGCGCAGACUUAGGAACAGCAGGGGCGUUUGCGCCUGCAGCAGGUUCAACUGGGGGAGGCGUAGCUGUUGCAGGUGGAGUGGGAGGGGAGUCAUUUGGGACCGGGGUACCCGAUGCGGCUCGAGUGUUUGUGAAAUCCGCUUCUGUUCCUUCAGGUAGGGGUAAGAGCAGCCAAAAAGAGGCUGAUGCUGUUGCUGCUAGUGGUGGCGCUGCUGGAACUGACAAUCUGGCUGCUGCUGCUCCUGCUGUGAUGGAAGGGGGUACUGGGGGCGAUAAGGCUGGGAAGGAGGGAAGUGGGGCGACUUGGAACCCCAGUGCGUGUAGCAAGGGGGGUGGUGGUAAAGGGGGGAAGGAGGGGGUUGGUAAAGGGGAGGAGAAGAAGCAGCGUGGGAAGAAGGGGAAGGAGGAGAAGAUGAGAGAAAGGGAGUUGGAGAAGGAGAAGGAGAAGGAGAAGGGGAAGGAGAAGGAGAAGGAGAAGGAGAAGGAGCGGGAGAAGGAAAGGGAGAAGAAACAGGCGGAGAUGGAGGCUCAUUGUGAGAAGGAAUCAGGUAAGUCAAAGGAGAACGAGCAGGGACGCAAGGAGGAGGAGAGUGAGAAGGAGAAGGGAAAGAAGACUCAGAAGGAGGAAGGAAAGAAGGGGAAAGUCAAGGAGAAGGAAAAGUCUGCAGAGACUGAAGAGGUGAAGGAGAAGGGGUCAAAAGGCAGUACAGAGGCGGCAGGAGAGAAAAAGGGAGAGCAUGGGAAGGAGGAGAAGAAUCAGGAGGAGGGUGGGAAGGAGGAGAAGAAGGUGGGAGUGGUUGAGAAGCUAGGGGUGGGGGAGAAGCUAGGGGCGGUUGACAGGAAGGUUGCAGAGGAGAAGCAAGGUGCUGUUGAGACGGGGAAGAAGAAGAAGAAGGGCCAGGCAGCAGCACGGGAGCCUCCCACAAAGGAGGGUGGUGGUGGGAAGAAGCAGGGGCCUGGAGAGAAGGAGAGGGAAGGAGGCGGAGGGAAGUUGAAAGAAGUGUCAGGAAUUCUCACCACUUCCCACCACCAGGGAAUCAGGGAAUCUGCUGUGGUCUCUCCUCCUUGUGCUCCCAGACAGCCCUCUCCGGCCCCAUCAGCUGGUCAAAGCACUGGUAGCAGUAGCAAAAGAGAUGCCGCAGGUGCUGGGAUCAGUGCUGCUUCGGCAAACGAUCUUGCUCUAGCUGGUGUGAAGCCUGUGGCUAUUGGGAAGACUGCUGCUCGGGCACUGCUUCAGCAGCAGCAGAAGGAGAAGGAGCAGCAGGCAACGCAGCAGAAGCUUCAGCAGCAGCAGCAGCAGAAGGAGAAGGAGCAGCAGGCAACGCAGCAGAAGCUUCAGCAGCAGCAGCAGCAGCAGCAGAAGCUUGUGGGCCGUGGGUCUGUAGCAGCAGCUGGUGCAGCUGGCAUGAGGGUUACCCCAGAGAAAGCAGGUUUGGCUUUUGGACGGGGCAAGUCGGCUGCUUCUGGUGGUUCAGCUGGCUCGGCUGGAUUACCUUCUGGCAAGCAAGUUGCUCGUUCCUUCUCCCGCUCCCCACCACCACCGGACCCCUUUUCUCCUCCUGCAGAAGCAGCAGCAGCGGCAGCAGUGCCACCAGCAGCACGGCCAACAGCAGUUGGCGAAGGCGUUGCGCACAGCUGGCACGUUCAGAUAUCUGCUUCCUUCUCUUCACCUCUGCCUGCAGGACUAGGGGGGAUAGGAGGUGGGGGAGGAGGGGGAGGAGGCGGAGGAGGAGGAGCGAGCAGGAUGGCAUCUAUUCCCAAGACCCCUUCCUUUGUCAACACCUGUUCCGACCCUAUCCUGGUGCAUCGGCGCCUUCCCCCCUCCUCCACCCCUGUCGCCAUCGGCAGCGGCAGCAGCACCAGUAGUGGCGGCGGCGGUGGCAGCGGUGCUGGUUCUGCCGCUGCAGACUCCUGGAAGGUUCCAGGGUUGCUGAGCCCGGGCAGCCGAGUGGGGAGUUUUCUUGGUGGGGGGAGUAGCAGUGGGGGGAGCGGUGGCAGCAGGGGGGAGCUAGCAGCUGCUGCGGAUCUGGCAGUGGGCUCGUUUGCCAGGAGUGGUAGCAGGGAGGAUGGGUUGCCCGGAGCUGUGGCGUUUGGUGGCAGUCCUGCUGCUGCUGCUGCUUGUGCUGGUGGUGGUGGAGGCACGGGGGUUGCUGCAGCUUCAAGGGGUGGGGUGCGGUUGGAAGGUUCUUCAGGUGGUGGGCUGGCAGGAGCAGGUGAUGACGAAGCAGCUGUGUACGAUCUGUGGGGUAACCAUUUCGACCACCUUGCAUCGUUUGGGACAUCCCCACACCCAACAGGCAUCUCCCACCCAUCAAGCCUCUUCUUUUCAGACCGAGGCUUUCUGACCGCCUCUCCUCCUCCACCCACCACCUCCUCUGUACCCCACUCCUCGGGAAUCCUCGGGCCUUCACUCCUCCACGGCUCGCCCUCCUCUCCUCGCUCCCCGCGCGUGAUUGCACCACCUGCCAGAACCAGGGAUGCUCUGUCCCCUCCUCGUGACCAGUAUCUUUUCUCCUCUACCAUCUCUGGAACUCCUGAGGCUGACGGCCUUCCCCGUCGCCCCUCCACUGAGCUCUUCUCUUCUCCUUUUGGGGGGUUUUCUCUCUUUCCUACUACUUCACUGUCUGCUUCUUCGCCGGGGGAUGCUGUUCUAGGCCCCCCUUCCAGGUCUGCUUCUCCAGCUCCCUAUGGAUACCCGGAUAGAGGGGGUGGGUUGGGAGCAGGAGGUGUGGGGUCGGGAGGCGAAGGUGCGGUUACCACUGGUGGAUUGUUUGGAGCUUCAGGGGAUGCAAGCCUGCAGGGUCCUGUGAGCUCCCCGUUUGGGUUCGGGGUUUCAGGAAUCGACAUGGAGGCGUACUUGAAUUGUGGGGUUGCAGCGGAUGCUGUCAGCCCUGCGUUUAUGAGGACUUCAGAUGUGGAGUCGUUUUGGUCGCAUGGGGCUCCAGAGCAAGCGCUCCAUGGACAUGUUUCAUCGAGCGGAGAGAGUGAUGACACAAGCGCACAGCCAUGA
Molecule: messenger RNA, 7458 nt
Organism: Closterium sp. NIES-65
Lineage: Eukaryota; Viridiplantae; Streptophyta; Zygnematophyceae; Desmidiales; Closteriaceae
Source: the annotation of a GenBank genome assembly